UCCUCUUUUCACUCUGCCGUGAGAGGAAGGCAUGACACCAUUGUCGUCGGCUUAUCAGAAAGACAACAGUUUUUGGAGGAAGAGGAUAUACUGUAUGUAGUGGAAUAUUUUUGUGCUUUCUGCUGCUGAUGAGUUGAGAUGCUGGCGGAGCGCAGAGAGAACAGCAGGGCUGCCUUUGCCCUGACAAAGCCGCUAAAGAUGAACAUGGUGAAGAGGAUCAUGGGGCGGCCAAGGCAGGAGGAGUGCAGUCCCCAGGAUAACGCGCUAGGCCUGAUGCACCUGCGACGCCUCUUCUCUGAACUGUGCCACCCUCCUCGCCACAUGACCCAGAAGGAGCAGGAAGAGAAGCUCUACAUGAUGCUUCCUGUAUUUAACAGGGUGUUUGGGAAUGCUCCACCCAGCAGCAUGACGGAGAAGUUUUCCGACCUGCUGCAGUUCACUACCCAGGUCUCACGGCUCAUGGUGACCGAGAUAAGACGAAGAGCCUCUAAUAAAUCCACAGAGGCAGCCAGUCGAGCCAUAGUCCAGUUCCUGGAGGUGAACCAGAGUGAGGAGGCGAGUCGUGGCUGGAUGCUUCUGACCACCAUCAACCUAUUGGCCUCCUCCGGACAGAAAACAGUGGACUGCAUGACGACCAUGUCUGUACCCUCCACGCUGGUCAAAUGCCUCUACCUGUUCUUCGACCUGCCCCACAUGGCCGAAGCCCCAGUAGGCCCCACCCUGCCGCAGCCACCACCACCACCGCCGCCACCCACCCAGGAGAAGACCCCAGGUCAAGGCCACACCCAGCAGGAGCUGCCCCUGGCUGACCGCAGGGCACUGCUCCAGAAAGUCUUCGUCCAGAUCUUGGUGAAGCUCUGCACCUUCGUUUCUCCAGCAGAGGAGCUGGCCCAAAAAGAUGACCUGCAGCUGCUGUUCAGUGCCAUCACCUCCUGGUGCCCCCCCCACAACCUACCGUGGAGGAGGAGCGCAGGAGAAGUGCUCACCACCAUCUCCCGACAUGGCCUCAGCGUCAACGUGGUCAAAUACAUACAUGAGAAAGAAUGCCUGGGAACAUGUGUGCAGAACAUGCAGCAGUCUGAUGAUCUGUCACCACUGGAGAUUGUGGAGAUGUUCGCUGGCCUCUCCUGCUUUCUCAAGGACUCCAGUGAUGUGUCACAGACCCUGCUGGAUGAUUUCAGAAUGUGCCAGGGUUACGCCUUCCUCUGCGAUCUCAUGCUCAGACUGGAACAGGCCAAGGAGGAUGAAUCGAAAGAUGCACUGAAGGACCUGGUCAACCUGGUCACCUGUCUUACUACAUAUGGGGUGACUGAGCUUAAACCCGCUGGUCUGACAACCGGAGCACCCUUCCUGCUCCCUGGCUUUGUUCUCCCACAGCCUUCUGGGAAAGGCCACACAGUGCGUAAUAUCCAGGCUUUUUCGGUGCUCCAGAACGCCUUUCUGAGGGCUAAAACCAGCCGCCUGGCUUGCAUGCUGCUGGACGCCAUCGGAAACAUAUACGCAGCAGAGCCGACCAACUACUUCAUCCUGGAGUCGCAGCACACCCUGUCGCAAUUCGCAGAUCGCGUGGCCAAGCUCCCUGAAGCCCAGGCCAAAUACUUUGAGCUGCUGGAGUUUGUCGUCUUCAGCCUCAACUACGUGCCAUGCAAAGAGCUAUUCAGUGUCAGCGUGUUACUCAAGUCGAGCACAUCACACGCCUGCAGCAUCACGGCCGUCCGGACGCUGCUUAAGCUGUCCAGGCACGACCCAGUGUUCAGUGACGUGCUGCGGGAGGUCGGCCUGCUGGAGGUGCUGGUCAACCUGCUGCACAAGUAUGCUGCCUUACUUAAAGACCCGGCUACGCAGCAGCAACCACACAAUAAUGAUCAAGCCGACUGUAAAAAUAACACAGUAGCAGAGGAGCAGAAGCAGUUGGCCUGGCUGGUGAUGGAGACACUCACUGUGCUCCUGCAGGGCUCCAACACCACCAACACUAAUGCAGCUCUGUUCAGGGAAUUUGGCGGCGCUCGUUGCGUACACAACAUCGUGAAGUACCGCCAGUGUCGGGAACACGCCCUGCUCAUCAUUCAGCAGCUUGUCCUGUCGCCCAGCGGAGAUGACGACAUGGGAACACUGUUAGGCCUCAUGCACUCUGCACCGUCCAGUGAACUACAGCUGAAGACUGACAUACUGCGGGCUUUGUUGGCGGUUUUGCGCGAGAGUCACCGCACCCGGACGGUGUUCCGCAAGGUGGGCGGCUUUGUCUAUAUCACCUCUUUGCUGGUGGCCAUGGAGCGCUCACUGUGCCAGCCGCCGCGACACGGCUGGGACCGUGUCAACCAGAACCAAGUCUUUGAGCUUCUGCUCACCGUCUUCUGCACGCUUACGGCUGCCAUGCGCUACGAGCCCGCCAACUCGCACUUCUUCCGCACAGAGAUCCAGUAUGAGAAGCUGGCCGAUGCUGUAAGGCUGCUGGGUUGUUUCUCAGACACUAAGAAGCUUGGUCCCACAGGCGUGUUCCCAUCCAAUGCACAGCCUUUCCAGAGGCUGCUGGAGGAUGAGGCUGCCCCUGGAGGCUGCGCAGGAGACAGUGUCUGUCCCACUCUCAAACACUGCAGCAAGCUCUUCAUCUACCUUUACAAGAUGGCCACCGACUCCUUUGACAGUCGUGCGGAGCAGGUGCCUCCCUGCCUGACUCAUGAGACCUCGCUGCCCUCGCCGUGGGGCACGCCAGCACUCGCCAGGAAGAGACAAGGCUACUACGGCACGUCAGGCCCUCCCGCCCCUGUCAAAGCCCUGACAGACCUGAAACUCCACUUAGCCAACCCUUCCCACCCCACUUCCUCCUCGUCUUCAUCCGACAUGGUGGUCAUCCACCCGGGGGCCGUCCUGGCCAUGCUGGACCUGCUGCCAUCCAUCACCUCUGACAGCCAGCCAGAGCAUGCCCUGGACCUGCAGCUGGCAGUGGCCAACAUCCUCCAGCUCCUGGUGAACAGUGAGAGGAACCAGCAGGUGCUGUGUGAAGCUUGCCUCCACCAGCGGUUGUUGCAGCGCUGCAGUCAGGCCCUGGGCGAUGAAGACCAUCCGCUGCACCCCCCACUGCAGAGGAUGUUUGAGAGGCUGGCUUCGCAAGCCCUGCAGCCGAUGGCACUCAGGGAGUUCUUACGCCUUGGAAACCCUCUGAACUGUGGUGCCUGGGACAAGAAGCUACUGAAGCAGUACCGGGUUCAUAAACCGAGUUCUCUCAGCUACGACGCCGAGAUGAGAAACAGUAUGACCAUGUCCAUGGAGGGCUUCGGUCCUGACAGCGUCUUUGCCACGCCAGCGGAGGACAAUGGCCAGUAUCGUAUCAGCCGCAGCCUUGUGCGUUCCGCCGAGGGCAGCACCGUGCCCCUCACCCGAGUCAAGUGCCUGGUGUCCAUGACAACGCCCCACGACAUACGCCUGCACGGAUCGGCCGUCACGCCUGCAUUUGUGGAGUUUGACACCUCGCUGGAGGGCUUCGGGUGCCUGUUCCUGCCCAGCCUGGCGCCCCACAACGCUCCCACCAACAACACCAACGCCUCAGGUGUCAGCGACGGAGCAGUGCUGAGCGGGAUGGGUACAGGGGAGCGCUUGUUCCCUCCUCCGUCAGGCCUGAGCUACUCCACCUGGUUCUGCGUGGAGCGUUUCAGUACAGCUCCUCAGGCCCACCCGGUGCGACUGCUGACCAUUGUCCGCCGGGCCACGUCCUCGGAGCAGCACUAUGUCUGUCUGGCCGUGGUUCUGUCCACCAAAGAUCGCUCGCUUACCGUCUCCACCAAGGAAGAACUGCUGCAGACCUACUCGGACGAGUCGAGUGAAGAAGCCUCCUUCUAUGAGAUCCUGCCCUGCUGCGCUCGUUUCCGCUGCGGCGAGCUGAUCGCUGAGGGCCAGUGGCACCACCUGGUGCUGGUCAUGAGCAAAGGCAUGUUGAAGAACAGUAUGGCUACGCUGUACAUCGAUGGCCAGCUUAUUAACACUGUCAAGCUCCACUACAUCCACAGUGCACCAGGCGGCUCCGGCUCCACCAACCCUCCUGUGAUGAGCACUGUGUACGGGUACGUGGGGACGCCGCCUGCCCAACGCCAGCUCUCCAGCCUGGUGUGGCGUCUCGGGCCAAGCCACUUCCUGGAGGAAGUCCUGCCUGCCACCAGCGUUGCUGCCAUCUAUGAACUGGGACCCAUCUAUGUGGGCAGCUUCCAGGCCGUCUACCUGCCCUGUAAAGAUUCAAAGACAGAGGUAGCACCUACCUCCCCAGUGGCUUUGGUACCAGAGGAGAAGGUGUCCUUCAGUCUCUAUGCCCUCUCUGUCUCUACACUCACCGUGGCCAAGAUCAGGAAAGUCUACAACAAACUGGACAGCAAAGCCAUCGCUAAACAGCUCACUGUGUCCUCUCAUGAAAAUGCCACUCCGGUCAAGCUGAUUCAUAACGCUGCCGGCCACCUCAACGGGCCAGCGCGUACCAUUGGAGCCGGAGUCAUUGGAUACUUAGGAGUCCGUGCCUUCGUCGCCAAACCUGUGGCCACCAACCUGCAGUAUGUGGGUGGGGCGGCAGCCAUCUUGGGCCUGGUUGCCAUGGCGUCAGAUGUGGAGGGGCUGUAUGCAGCUGUCAAAGCUUUGGUGUGUGUUGUAAAAAGCAACCCGUUGGCCAGUAAGGAGAUGGAGCGCAUCAAAGGCUACCAGCUGUUAGCUAUGCUGCUGAAGAAGAAGCGCUCGCUGCUCAACAGCCACAUCCUCCACCUCACCUUCUCUCUGGUGGGAACAGUUGACAGUGGCCAUGAGACCUCCAUCAUUCCCAACUCGACUGCCUUCCAGGACCUGCUCUGUGACUUUGAGGUCUGGCUCCACGCUCCCUACGAGCUCCAUCUGUCUCUGUUUGAGCAUUUCAUCGAACUGCUGACAGAAUCCAGUGAGGCGGCUAAAAAUGCCAAACUGCUGAGGGAGUUUCAGCUGAUCCCCAGACUGCUGCUGACCCUGAGAGACACCUCACUGUCCCAGCCGACUGUAGCUGCCAUCAGCAACGUGCUCAGUCUGCUGCUGCAAGGCUUCCCCAACCCAUAUGAUCUGCUGCGGUUUGGCCAGUUCAUCUCCUCCACUCUGCCCACGUUUGCAGUGUGUGAGAAGUUUGUCAUCAUGGAAAUCAAUAAUGAGGAGAAGAUUGAUGGAGGUAAUGAUGAUGAUUUCGGCGGUCUACUGUCAGCCAACCUCAUUCUGUUGAGAAACCGACUGCUGGACAACCUGCUCAGACUGCUUUUCACCACCAAAGAGAAGUGCUCUGUCAAUGCCCAGGCCUGUGAGGAGAUGGUGCGGACGCUGGGCUUUGAUUGGCUCUUGAUGUUCAUGGAGGAGCACCUUCACUCGAGCACGGUCACUGCAGCUCUGUGGAUCCUGGUAGUGCUGCUUUCCAACCAAUCCAUCCUCAACCGCUUCAAAGAGGGCUUGUGUGGAGGCGGCUGGCUGGACCACACCGAUUCUGUCCUGACAAAUAAGAUCGGCACAGUGCUGGGCUUCAAUGUGGGCCGCAGUGCUGGUGGGCGCUCCACGCUGCGAGAGAUCAACCGAGAUGCUUGCCACUUCCCAGGAUUCCCUGUGCUGCAGACCCUGCUGCCCAAACACACCAACGUCCCUGAGCUCUACUUCCUGCUCAUGGCGCUGUUCCUGCAGCAGCCUGUCACAGAGCUGCCAGACAGCCUGCAGGUACAUUUUGAUCUGGACUCUAUCUGGACAUUUAUCUUUGGCAUGCCGGCCUCCAGUGCGACAGUAGUGAGCUCCAUCCACAAUGUGUGCACGGAGGCUGCCUUCCUGCUGCUGGCAAUGCUGCGCAGCAUGCUCAACCUGCCGUGGCAGUCAGAGGAGGAAGGUUCCUGGCUGAGGGAGUACCCGGUCACUCUCAUGCAGUUCUUUAGGUAUCUUUACCACAACGUGCCCGACCUGUCACCAAUGUGGCACAGUCCUGAUUUCCUCUGUGCUCUGGCAGCGACUGUCUUCCCUUUCAACAUCAGGCCCUACUCUGAGAUGGUCAGUGAUUUGGACGACGAGGCCGGUUCCCCCACCGAGGAGUUCAAGGCCUUUGCCGGGGACUCGGGUAUGAAUCGCAGCCAGUCUGAAUACUGUAACGUGGGCUCCAAGACUUCCCUGACCAACCACCCAGCCAAAAAGUAUGUCUUUGACUUCAUGAGGGUCCUGAUCAUGGACAACCUCUGCAUGACCCCGGCCAGCAAGCAGACACCCAUCAUUGACCUGCUGCUGGAGGCGUCCCCUGAGCGCUCCACUAGAACUCAGCAGAAGGAGUUUCAGUCCAACAUCCUGGAUGGCGUCAUGGAGCACCUUCUGGCUGCUGAUGUCCUUCUAGGUGAAGAUGCCUCUCUGCCCCUCAGCAGUGGUGGCAGUUAUCAGAUUUUGGUCAACAAUGUGUUCUACUUUACCCAACGUGUGGUGGACAAGCUAUGGCAGGGCAUGUUCAACAAGGACUCCAAGCUGGUGGUGGACUUUAUUGUACAGCUCAUAGGACAGUCCAAGAGGCGUUCCCAGGGUCUUUCCCUCGACACCAUCUACCACUGUCUGAAUCGGACGGUGCUCUACCAGCUCUGUCGACCCCACAAGACGGUAGCUCAGCAGGUGGCCCUGCUGGACGCCCUGCGGGUCCUGACCGUCAAUCGUAACCUGGUGCUCGGGCCGGGAAACCACGAUCAGGACUUUGUGGCCUGCCUGGCUCACUGCUUUAUCUGCCUGCACAGUGGGAGUAGCGUGGAGGGCUUCGGUUUGGAGGCGGAGGCCAGGAUGACAACCUGGCAUGUCAUGAUGCCCACAGAGAAUGAGGCUGAUGCUACGCACAACCACGACGUCAGCGAGGGCCGGCAGCUGCUGCUGAAGGCAGUGAACCGGGUGUGGACAGAGCUGAUGCACAGCAAGCGUCAGAUGCUGGAGGACAUAUUCAAGGUGUCCCUGCCCUGCAAUGACAGAGGCCACGUGGACAUAGCCACAGCACGGCCUGCCCUGGAAGAGCCGGCCCUGAAGAGCUGGCAGAACCACCUGGUCCACGAAAAGAAGUGUAUCAGCCGUGGUGAGGCAGUGGCACCAGCAACCCAGUCCAAACUGUCCAGAGUGAGCAGCGGCUUCGGCCUCUCCAAGCUGACAGGCGUGCGGCGCAACAAGAAGGAGAACAGCCUGAACAAGAACAGCCUGUCCGCACAGGAGACUUUCCAGUGGAUGUUCACACACAUCGCUGUUGUUCGAGACCUGGUGGCCAUGCAGUACAAAGAAUAUCAAGAGCGGCAGCAGAACGCCCUCAAGUACGUGACCGAGGAGUGGGCGUCAAUCGAGUACGAACUGCUGCGUGAACGGGGCCUCUGGGGCCCACCCAUCGGUUCACACCUGGACAAGUUUGUGCUGGAGAUGACAGAGGGGCCCUGCCGGAUGAGGAAGAAGAUGGUCCGCAAUGACAUGUUCUAUAUCCACUACCCAUACAUCCCUGAGAUAGAGCCUAACACAAACUCUGGACAGAAGCCUCUCCGUUACCGGCGAGCCAUUAGCUACGACAGUAAGGAGUACUACGUACGUUUGCUGUCUGGAAACCCUGGCAUGUAUCAGCACUCUGUGGAACACAACACAGAGGGAGAGACCACACAGCAUGAACCCGAGCACGGAGAGGACACCAUCGCUAGAGUCAAAGGCCUGGUGAAGGCUCCUCUGAAGAGGUCUCGGUCCACAGCGGAUGGGGCAGACGAGGACAGUCAGGAGCAGCUUCAGGAACAGCUGUUAGAGUCAGGAGGACCUGAAGAAGAGCAACGGACCGACAACACGUCCCUGCUGCGCCUCCUGGAGGAGGGAGAGAAGAUUCAGCACAUGUACCGCUGUGCCAGGGUGCAGGGUCUGGACACCAGCGAGGGCCUGCUACUGUUUGGGAAAGAGCACUUCUACGUCAUCGACGGCUACACCAUGACUGUGUCCAGGGAGAUCAGGGACAUCGACACUCUGCCCCCUAACUUGCAUGAAGCCAUCAUCCCCAGAGGAGCGAGACAAGGACAGAGCCAACUGAAGAGAACCUGCAGCAUCUUCGCCUAUGAAGACAUCAAGGAGGUGCACAAGAGACGCUACCUGCUGCAGCCCAUGGCAGUGGAAGUCUUCUCAGCAGAUGGAAGAAACUACUUGUUAGCCUUCCAGAAAGGAGUCCGCAACAAAGUUUACCAAAGGUUCUUGGCCGUGGUGCCUUCACUGGCUGACAGCUCUGAGUCGGUUUCAGGCCAGAGGCCCAACACAAGUGUGGAACAGGGAUCUGGGCUCCUUAGCACACUGGUUGGUGAAAAGUCAGUGACUCAGAGAUGGGAGCGAGGAGAGAUCAGUAAUUUCCAGUACCUGAUGCAUCUGAACACGUUGGCAGGACGAUCCUACAACGACCUAAUGCAGUAUCCCGUCUUCCCCUGGAUCCUGGCCGACUUCGACUCAGAGGAACUGGACCUGAACAACCCCAAGACAUUCCGUAACCUCGCCAAGCCAAUGGGCGCCCAGACUGACGACAGACUGACGCAGUACAAGAAGAGGUACAAGGACUGGGAAGACCCCAACGGUGAAACCCCAGCAUACCACUACGGCACCCACUACUCAUCAGCCAUGAUUGUAGCCUCUUAUCUAGUCCGGAUGGAGCCCUUCACACAGAUUUUCCUCAGACUUCAGGGAGGUCAUUUUGACCUGGCUGACAGGAUGUUCCACAGUGUGCGUGAAGCUUGGCUCUCUGCCUCCAAACACAACAUGGCCGACGUCAAGGAGCUCAUCCCCGAAUUCUUCUAUCUACCCGAAUUCCUGCUCAAUUCCAACAACUUUGACCUGGGUGCCAAGCAGAAUGGCACCAAGCUGGGUGACGUCAUCCUGCCACCUUGGGCCAAGGGUGACCCCCGGGAGUUCAUCAGAGUCCACAGAGAGGCAUUGGAGUGUGACUACGUAUCGGCCCACCUCCACGAAUGGAUCGACCUGAUUUUUGGCUACAAGCAGCAGGGUCCGCCAGCAGUGGAGGCAGUCAACGUCUUCCACCACCUGUUCUACGAGGGUCAGGUGGACAUCUACAACAUCAACGAUCCGCUCAAGGAGACGGCCACAAUCGGCUUCAUCAACAACUUUGGACAAAUACCCAAACAGCUGUUUAAGAAGCCCCAUCCUCCUAAACGUGUACGCAGUAAAGCCAACGGUGACAUUGCGAGCAUUCCUCCAAGCUCCAACAGUGACAAGAUCUUCUUUCAUCAUCUGGACAAUCUCAGACCCUCUCUAGCACCUGUCAAAGAGCUAAAGGAGCCUGUGGGACAGAUCGUGUGCACCGACAAGGGAAUACUUGCUGUGGAGCAAAACAAAGUUCUGGUUCCCCCUACCUGGAGCAAGACCUUCGCCUGGGGCUACGCCGACCUCAGCUGCCGUCUGGCUAAUUAUGAAUCUGACAAGGCGUUGGUGGUGUACGAGUGUCUGUCAGAGUGGGGUCAGAUCCUCUGUGCCAUAUGUCCAAACCCAAAGCUGGUUAUCACCGGUGGCACCAGCACAGCCAUCUGUGUGUGGGAGACAGGAACCUCUAAGGACAGGGCCAAGUCACUUACGAUGAAACAGGCAUUACUGGGCCACACAGACGCUGUAACGUGUCUGACUGCGUCAUCGGCAUACCACAUUGUUGUCAGCGGCUCACGGGAUCGAACCUGCAUCAUAUGGGACCUCAACAAGCUUUCCUUCGUCACGCAGCUCAGGGGACACCGGGCGCCCGUCUCUGCUCUGUGCAUCAAUGAACUGACGGGGGAUAUCGUGUCCUGUGCAGGCACAUACAUUCACGUGUGGAGCAUCAAUGGCAGCCCCAUCGCCAGUGCCAACACCUUCACAGGGCGCAGCCAGCAGAUCCUGUGCUGCUGUGUGUCGGAGAUGAACGAGUGGGACACACAGAACGUCAUUGUCACUGGACACUCGGACGGUGUUGUCAGGUUUUGGAGAAUGGAGUUCCUCCAAGUGCCAGAAACCCCUGCUCCACAGCCAGUAGAGCCAGAUGUGCCUGAGUGCUGUGGGGAUGAGAAGAUCGAGGGUGGCGUGACUCACAAUGGAGAUGACGACAGCAGCGAGUCAGAUGGAGAUGAGCCGAGUCUGAGCCAGGAGCCCAAAGUACCACGCAACCCUUCAACAGGUGGAGGCAGUCAACCAGGCAGCACUGUCCACAGACCCAGAGGUCCUUCAGCCCGAACGGGAGCCUCAUGGUCGAUGGACAGCAGCUCUGACGACUCUCACCGUUGGUCAGACACUCUAAGCAUUGAUGAGAAGGACGGCUUUGUGUUCGUCAACUACUCUGAGGGCCAAACUAAAGUCCCUCACCCUCAUCUGGCUCAUCUGGCUCAUCCGGCUCAUCCGGCUCAUCCAGGCCAGAGCUCAGUGCCGCAGCCUCUCCAGCCCUCCGCACUGGAUGCACGGACAUAUAACCAGCUCAGGACAGGCUACAGAUGGGAGCGCCAGCUGGUCUUCCGGAGCAAACUCACCAUGCACACAGCGUUUGAUCGUAAGGACAACGCUCACCCAGCUGAGAUCACAUCCCUCGCCAUCUCUAAAGACCACAGUAAGAUCUUGGUGGGUGAUGGUCGUGGUCGAGUCUUCAGCUGGUCAGUCAGCGACCAGCCAGGACGUUCAGCAGCCGACCACUGGGUGAAGGACGAGGUGGUUGAUAGCUGCUCCGGCUGCACGGUUCGCUUCUCCCUCACCGAACGACGCCACCACUGCAGGAACUGCGGGCAGCUCUUCUGCCAAAAGUGCAGUCGCUUCCAAUCAGAGAUCAAAAGGCUGAAGAUCUCAUCACCCGUGCGGGUUUGUCAGAACUGUUACUAUAAUCUUCAACAUGAGCGAAGUGUCGAGGACGGCAGCAGAAACUGAGCCUCACCUGCCAACAAAAGAAACCCCUCCUCCUGAGGACUCCUACCUGAGGAGCACUUCAUUCCUCCAUCUGCCUUGUUGUUUCCUCAACACCUCCAACAUAUCCCUUGAAAUCCCCUUUAUCCUCUCGUACGUCCAGUAACCACAUGUACUGUAACACCCACUGACAUAACUGUAACAAGAGGGAAUGUCAGCUGUUUCAUCACCACGGUGGUAAAGCUUAGCAAAGGAGGGGGGGAAACGAGGAUAAAAGAUCAAAAGGAAAAGGAAAAAAAAAAACCUCAAUCACCACUUUUACCACCUGCACUCGACACCGGGAGGGGGAAAAAAAUGCAGAAACACCCUUGAUGCGGCACGCUUGAAUCAAUGACCCGCCAUCGCAAGACGUAAAAAACUUGUUCAUAUUGUAAAUACUUACCAUGGCCUUUUUAACUCUAAGAGGAACAAACACAGAACAAAAAAUAAGGUCAAUGAGAAAAAACAACAAAAAAACAAAUGCCUGUAACAUAGCGUUGUGACUAACCACUCCUGGCUUUAAAAAAAACAAAAUCGAUUGUGUGUAGUCUGCGUCACGAGUCACAGCGAGUCCAGAGGAAAAACACGGAGGGGAGGAAGGGAUAUGAAUGUCAAUAAUUAAUGUCUGUGGGUUGACUUUACUAGUGGGUCUAGUUAUGCAAAAUUACGUAUUUUCUUUUUAAUUUCCUGAUCAUUUUCUGUUUUUGUUGUUUACAAAAAUGUGAUUUAUUUUGUAAGUGUUGCCCACAGUGUCAAGCCAUCACCAUCAGAGAGAUUUAUUAUCAUUGUCUUUGCCUCUUUUUUUUUUUUUUUGCCAAAUUGUUCUGAUGUAUCAAUUAUGAUGAUUUUUUUAAAAACCUAUCAUCUAUUCUGUCCUUUAUAUGAAUUCCCAUUUGGGAGUUUUUGUUGUUGUUGCUGCUGUCUGAUGACUGGACACAUUAUCAUUUCAUAUUUUUAUUUUCUUUUGAAACCAUAUCACCACUUAUUUUGAGAUUUUCUGUGUUUUGUCUAGAGAGAAAACAUAUGCUCAUCAUCUGUGAAAAAAUACAAAUUUGGUUAAAAGAAAUAACGCACAUGUAAUAUUGCUACACACUUAUUUCCCGUCACAUCUUUUUCAUGCAGAUUUAUUUAGUUACUGUACAGCGUCAAAGCGGCUCUUUGAAUGCACGCAAGAAAGGGAUUCUUAUUAUGUAUUGUUGUUAUUUUCUUGUUGGUUUCUAUUCAGUUUUGUUGUUUGCAGACCUUCAGUCUGACCCUGUGGCAUUAUUACAGCAGUUCAGUAAAUGUUGCACUCCACACACUUUAUCCUCAGUCCUUACAGAAGAUGUUAAACUGCAGGAGCAGCAGCACCUUUUUUUUUAAGAGUCUGUUCAGUAUAGAAAGAAAUUGUUGGACAUUGGAGAAGAUGUAAAUAAUCAAGAAAUUCUCUUAAAUGGGGCAACAUCCCAGCUCAGAUUUUAAAGAUAUCUCUGGGUUGUUGGUUUUUUUUUUGUCUAAAGAGUCACAUUUAGACAGUUGGGCAGACCUGCUGUUUGACGCUUUUUUCCCUGUUCAUUGAGGUACAAAUGCAGGGAAAAUGUCCAUAGAUUUUGAGUGAGCACUGUAGCAUGAGAUCCACAUCAUAGUUUCAUAUUUCAUUAACGGUGUACCCUGUUUUCCCCUUUUUACGUGCGUAAUAUCCUAAUCAAACCAAUCUAGUUGGUUUUGAUGCCCAGGAACCGACUGAAUACAUCCAAUACUAAAAUCAUUUCAACUCAGCGUGGAUUUUUUAUUUGUUUAGUUAUCCUACUUUGUUGGCUGAAGAUGUAUUUAGUUAAUAGAAAGUUUUGGUAAGAUGAAAUUGUUUUUAAACUCAAAUCAGGUCAAAAAUAGGUCAGAUAUAUCAAGGAAUUAGCUGUGGGUAAAUCUAUGAGGUUUAGUUUGUGCCAGAAAUAUGAUUUUGUACAUUUGUCAAUGUUUCCCUCUGGUUAGGCUUCUGUUUUCCUGGUCAUUCUCCCUCCUGUUGUAGGGAUAUUGUUGUUUAGUAGUAUCUGAUGCUACCACAAGGAGUCACCAAAGUAAUGUAAACUGAGCAGUAAAUGCAGGAAGACCUAAAAACAGGACACAGCAAAGAUUUUUUGGCACAAAUUGAACCCCAUACAAGGCUGUCGUGUUAAUGUUAGAGAGGUUUUAUAUGUUUUUCCGUUGUUUAACGUAUCUUACACAACAGUUUGUCAUGGACAUGGUUAAUUAUUUCUCACCUCAACACUCAUUGUUGUGAUUUGGCAGGAUGGCUGCAGCUGCUGGAUUUCAUAGUUGGCUAGAAAGAGAGUGUUUUUGUUUUUAUGUACAUGUUGUUUUAUUUCAUAUGUCACCCCCACUCAUCUCUCUUCAUUCAUAUGAUCAUGUUUUGUUUGUGGUUCUGUGGGCAACAACUGUGCAUUCAAGUGCUGCUUUCUUUCUUUCCCAGAGAGAACCUUUUUCUUUUUGUUUCCCACUAGUCUUCACAGAGUCUCAAACAUGUAAAAAAAAAAAAAAAAACAAAGAAAAACUUUAGUAUUCACCCCCACAGCUCCCUGAUGUUAUAAUAAUAAUAUGCACUCUUGUUAUUGUCCUUCUUAUAUCAUUCUGCAUUUAUGUACUGUAAUUUAGCGUGCAAUCAUGCCACCUAGCUGAAAAGGCCGAGCCGGCUUCUAUCAAUCAAGAGUUCCUUUGCACCUUCAUGUGUACAAAAAGAGAAAAGAGGAAUCACAGGUUUUUAUUGAAUGCAGUUUUACGUUGUCGUUUUAACAGAAAGGUGCAUUUCACAGCGGAUAAAUGAACUGUACAAAGUAUUUAUGCAAUUAUAACUGGUUUUAGAUUUUUUUAAUGAUUAUUGCGAUUUCAGCAAGUUUUGUUACUUGUUGCAUGUCUAUUAACACAGCUGACUUUCUGUGUCAGUGCAUUGUACAUGUUCUCGGCAUUAUAUUGUUUAUUUUUUGGUUGGUUUUAUUCUUUUUUUGUGUGUGUGGUUUUUUUUUUUGUUUUUUUUUUUUUUUUUUUUUUGAGGCAUUGUCUGAUGAGUUGUCCCAACAGACCGGUUUGUGUACAGAGCCAGAGAUCGUGUCCCCAACUCUGGGUGGAGUUUUGUACUCUUUAUGGAAACUAUUAAGGACUAAUGAGAGACAAAGAAGGAAAAAAAAAGAGAAAUCCUGGAUUAUUUUGGUGGUCUUGUAUUAGACUGCAUUACUACAGUAUCUGGUGUGCAAUCUGUGAUAGCUGAAUGUUCCUUGUAUAUUUGUGUUCACUACAUCCUACAGGAGAAAAACAGUAGAGUAAUCCCCCCCUUACAGAAACAAAGUUACAAUACUGCAAUAGAUCUGGUACUUAUUCUUUUUAAUUUCAUUUCAAUAAAUAAUUGCUGUUUACCACCAAAAA
This is a messenger RNA of Dicentrarchus labrax (European seabass), 14292 nucleotides long. RefSeq names its product WD repeat and FYVE domain containing 3 (gene wdfy3). Gene Ontology annotation, molecular function: protein binding; metal ion binding. The transcript is spliced from 67 exons. The record is from RefSeq and is a predicted model, not a curated record. Lineage: Eukaryota; Metazoa; Chordata; Actinopteri; Moronidae. The coding region runs from base 139 to 10881 and encodes 3580 amino acids.